This is a messenger RNA of Phoenix dactylifera (date palm), 1476 nucleotides long. Its product is annotated as gibberellin 2-beta-dioxygenase 2-like. Lineage: Eukaryota; Viridiplantae; Streptophyta; Magnoliopsida; Arecales; Arecaceae. The record is from RefSeq and is a predicted model, not a curated record.
UACACCUCUGCAUACCGUUGCUCUCCUACUACUCUCCUCUUUUUAGCCUACUAUAGAGUCUUCUCUCUUCCAACCAAGCGACUCUUUCGGACUCUAACAUCUAUAUAGAUACACAAAACAUAGAGAGAAGGAGCCCUCAGCCAUGGUAGCGGCUUCUCUGAGCCCCGUGCAUGGUGACGACAUCAAGUCACUCGCCCUCCCGAUCGUCGACCUCUCCUGCCAUAGGGGCCUCGUCUCCGAGCUCAUUGUGAAGGCCUGCGAGGAGUUUGGUUUCUUUAAAGUGAUCAACCAUGGAGUGCCUGCCGCCGUCAUCUCACAGAUGGAGACCAUUGCAUUAGAUUUCUUCUCGCUGCCGGCUGCCGAGAAGCAACGAGCGGGGCCUCCAAAUCCACUUGGAUAUGGGAACAAGGCCAUUGGGCAGAGUGGAGACUCCGGAGAGGUGGAGUACCUCCUCCUCCACGCCAACCCCUCGAUCUCCCAGAGAGGCAGUACAAUAUCAAGAAUGAAUCCAACCAAAUUCAGCUGUGUGGUGAAUGAGUACGUGGAGUCUAUGCAAGAGCUGGCAGGUGAGAUACUGGAGCUGCUGGGAGAAGGGCUGGGGCUGGCAGACAGUGGGGUACUUAGCAGGCUGAUAAGAGACAGCGAGAGCGACUCACUGCUCAGGCUGAAUCACUACCCUCCAUGCUAUAAUAACAAGGAGGAUAUCAGCAGCGAUAGCAGCAACGAUAAGGAUACUGUUAGGAGCGGGAGGAUUGGAUUUGGCGAGCACUCGGACCCUCAGAUCAUCACCCUCCUUCGAUCGAAUGGUGUGGGAGGGCUCCAGAUACUGUCUCCCUCAUCCUCGGACGGUGCAGCUUGGGUCCCAGUGCCACCUGACCCUACCACAUUCUAUAUCAUGGUCGGCGAUCUGCUUCAGGCUAUGACGAAUGGGAGACUAGUUAGUGUGAGACAUAGGGCCAUGGUUAACUCCUACAGCUCAAGGCUCUCCAUGGUUUACUUUGGUGCACCUCCCCUCCAUGAAUGGAUCUCCCCUCUCCCAGAGAUGAUCACACCCCAAAUGCCUCGUUGCUACAGAUCGUUUACUUGGGCCGAGUAUAAGAGAGCCAUGUAUUCACUCAGGCUUGGACACAAUCGCCUUGAUCACUUCCGCCAAGAUACAAUGGAAGAAUAUCCCUGGUUAGUAAAAUGAUAGUAGAGAUUUCUUAGGAUAACAUUUUGUACAAACCAAUGUCUAUCAAGAGGGGGUUUAUUUUUUUGAAAUAAUCCCCCAAAUUUUGUUAAUGUUUGUUGAUUAGAAGCAGAGGGGUGACUUCAAUAGGCUAUCAAUGUAGUAUAAUUAGAUUACCAGGGUCACGUCAAAAAGGGAAGAUCAUGUUUUGAGAAGAAUAUCCAAGGAGAUUUACAGUGUUGUAUGCUUUCAAGGUUGGGUAAAACCUUUUUUCUCCAUAUUUUGCAACAAUCAGAAAAUUUUGGUUU